Messenger RNA from Thyridium curvatum, 825 nucleotides. RefSeq lists its product as uncharacterized. Lineage: Eukaryota; Fungi; Ascomycota; Sordariomycetes; Thyridiales; Thyridiaceae. The record is from RefSeq and is a predicted model, not a curated record. The transcript has 4 exons. Bases 1 to 825 code for a protein of 274 amino acids. Gene Ontology annotation, molecular function: oxidoreductase activity.
AUGCAUCUUACCGGAUCGAGUGGAGAGCACUCUCUUUUGAGGAACGAACCAGCUACAUUGAAGCUGUCAAUUGCCUGGCUCGUACUCCGUCUGUUCUGGGAGGCAAUGCCUUCCGAGAUGGCCGCGCUCACAGUCCACAUAGCGCAUGGAAAGGCUGCAUUCUUUUCUUGGCAUAGAAGGUUUAUCUCAGUGUAUGAGCAGUACCUCAAAGACAAGUGCACCUACACAGGCGCUCUUCCGUACUGGGACUGGACCCUGGACUGGGAAAACCUCCCAGGUUCCCCGAUAUUUUCAGCCGUUGCUGGAUUCGGUGGGAAUGGGGACCACACAGCACCCAAGGGCGUAGGCGACGGACAUUGCGUGACCGACGGCCCAUUUGCAGAUCUCCACCCCUUGUUUUAUGGCUCAACUUUGCGGCCGCACUGCUUGUCGCGCGGCUUUACAGACUUCCAUGGACGAAACGCCAGCCCGGCGGUGGUGCAGGAGGUUCUGGGCUCGGCAGACUACGAGACCUUCUUCCUGGCUGUCGAGAAUGGUCCUCAUAAUGUGGCGCCGAAUGGAAUUCGAGGAGACUUUUAUAGCUUCACAGCCCCCUACGACCCAAUCUUUUACCUCCAUCAUGCGCAGUUGGACCGCUUAUGGUUUCUGUGGCAGAGAAAAGACGCGGGACAUCGGCUGAGAGAGUACACUGGGCGGACUGACACCAGCAAUGCUGCCAGUCUUGAAGACCUCCUAGUGCUGGGCGGCCUGGCGCCUGAUAUCACUGUCUCCCAGGUCAUGGAUACAGAAGGGGCUGAACUGUGUUACCGAUACUCUUUAAGUUGA